AUGUCGAAGAAGGUCGUGACGAAGAAGAAGGCACAGCCUCCACGAUCGGCCGCAGCAGAGAACGGGGCUACACCUGUCGUCGCACCGAAGGAUGUUCGUGUCGCCCAACAGUUGCGCGUGCUUGAGACCGUGGCUGCAAAGGGCGAUGCUGACGAGAAAAAGUAUUCCCCUCGAGCAGAGAGGUACAUCCAGCAGCUGCAUGGUGUGCUCGACUUUUUUGAGUACUCCCGAAAUGACAUCGCUGUCUUGGUCCGGAAGUGUCACUACGACGAGAACCAGAUCCAGAUAGCUGUUGCCAACAUCGUCGAGGACCGUUCAAACCAUGGCCAAGAUCAAUGGGAGACAGUGGGGCGCAAGAAGCAGACGAAGGAGAAGAAGAAAGCCAAGGACGAGGAGGCGGAGGCAGAGGUGGAUGUCAAGAGCGAUCACCCUCCUGGGCAUAGACAGGACUACGUGAGUCAAGAACAGGACGAGUGGUCAACGGUGAAGAACAAAAAGCAAGCCAAGGAAGAGCGCAAACUAAAGGAAGAGGAGGAGAAGAAGGAACACGACAAGAAAGAACAGUUCAUCUCGCCGAAGGACCGAACACCCCUUGAACCUGACGAGUGGUCCACGGUAAAGAACAAGAAGCAAGUGAAGGAGCAGCGAAAGAUCAAGGAGGAGGAAGAGAAAAAGGAGCAGGAGAAGAAAGACCAGGAGCGACAGCUGAAGGAGGAGGAGAACAAGCGCCGAGAAGCCGAGAGGAAAGCUGCGGCAGAUGCUCGCGAAGCAGAGCUUGCCAAAGCUCGAGAAGCACCCGUGAAUGGCGUAGCCGCCCCAAAGUCUCUCCCAAAGGCAGGCAAAGGCGGAGGAGGCAAGGGGGCCGGCAAGAAUGGCUUCCACCACGAUACGUCCUCAGCUUCGGCCCUCCCGCCGGACCCGGCCAUCCUCUUUGCUGGGCCCAAGCCGGAGCAAAACGGUGACCACAAGGAGGAGACGAAGCCGAAGGAGAAGGAGCAGGAGAAGCCGAAGCAGAAGGAGGCAGAGAAGCCCAAGGAGAAGGAGGUAGAGGAGAAGCCGAAGGAGAAGGAGCCUGCGAAAGAGGAGAAGGACACGAAAGACAUGAAGGACAAGGAGGUGGACAAGGAGCGAGAGAAGAUCAGGGAGAAGGAUGCAGAAAAGGACAAAGAGAAGGACAAGGAGCACUGGCAAGGCGGCCAGUGGUGGGAAGGCUCUGGCGAGAGAUGGAACAAGAGUUGGGACUGGGAGUCCUGGCGUGAAGAUGAUGGAGCAAAGCCUCAGAAUGGCCGCUGGGAGUGGAACAAGAAGUGGAACGACUGGGACAAGUCGCAACAGGAUAGUGAUGGUUGGUGGGGGAACGAUUGGAAAAGAGGACGGAGUUGGUCCUGGCAGAGGAAGGACAAGGACGAUGCUCGAGGUUGGCAAAGAAAAGAAGCGCACGGUGCAAGAAGCGACAGAGCUGAGACAACAGAAAGGCCUGGGGCACCCUUGCCCUCAGGUCUGGGUCUGGCCAUGUCUAAAAAGGUCGUGACCAAGAAGAAGGCGCAGCCGCCGGCUGCCACGAUAGAAAACGGGGCGCCACCUGCUGCCGCUCCGGCCAGCAACGAUGUCCGCGUUGCCCAGCAGCUUCGAGUUCUCGAAACCGUUGCGGCAAAGGGCGAUGCUGACGAAAAGACGUACUCUCCGCGAACUGAGAGGCAUAUCCAGCAGCUGACGGAUGUCCUUGACUUUUUCGAAUACUCCCGAAACGACAUUGCUGCCUUAGUUCGGCGGUGUCAUUACGAUGAGCAUCAAAUUCAGGUAGCUGUGGCCAACAUUGUCGAGGAUCGUGCAAACCACGAGCAAGAAGAGUGGGGCACAGUGAAAAACAAAAAGCAAGCCAAGGAGGAGCGAAAACUUAAGGAAGAAGAGGACAAGAAAGAGCAAGAACGUCUUGAGAAAGAGCAGGAGAAGCAGCGCCGCGAAGCGGAGAGGAAGGCAGCCAAAGAAGCUAGAGAAGCUGAGCGCGCAAAGCGUGGAGGCAAAGGCGGCAAAAAUGGUACCGAGCCAGAAAUGCCAGCAGCUUCCCUGCCACCCGAUCCCGCGAUCCUCUUUGCUGGGACGAAGCAGAGCAGCGAUGAUCAAGAGUGGCAGGGUGGUGGACAAUGGUGGGAAAGCGGCGGCAACGCAUCAUGGAACAGCAAGAGCUGGGAGUGGGAGUCCUGGCGAGACGACUGGAACAGCUCGAAAGGGCAGGCCGAAGAUGGCUGGUGGGGCGGCCAGUGGGAAAAGGCUGGCAGCCGCAGAAAAGGCUACAAGGACAAGAAAGAGCCGGUAGCCGAGGAGGACGAUGACGGAGAAGGUGUUCUAUGGGACAUGCCAGACACUUCCGCGCAGCCAGAUGGAGAGGGUGGCCUGGAUCAGUGGACACUGGGCCACCUUCCGGUGCACGAGCGGAUGAUGGAGGGCGAACAGACAUUGGGCAUGCCAAAGGCUUUGCCGGAAAAUGCUCUAACUUUGGAGGAGCUGGAGCGCGAUCACUUGGCGGCGCCGGCAGCGCCGCCUGUGGUGCCUGCUCCUCCGAUGCCACAGGCAUCUCCGCAAGUUUCGGCUCCGAUGCCGAACGUGGCACCACCCACUACGAAGCCGCUACUCGACAGCCUGCCACCGCAGCAGGACAUCCUUGCCGCGCUUGGCAGCCAACCAGUUGUGUCGCCCGGCUCUGUGCCCGUUGCAGAUGACAGAGGGGACAGACAGGACCGUGGCGAAAAAGGUCGCGGGAAAGGGGGCAAGAAGGGAAAAGGUGAACGAGACCGAACAGAGGGCGAGAAGGAGCGUCUAGAGCGAAUCGAUCGCUCCGACGAUCCUCGCCGCCAAGCGGUGGAGCAGGUCGGUGAGGUGGUCACCGUGCGGAAACAUAGCUCGAUGGGCUGCGCGGUAGUCUCGAUGACAGAUGUCAGAGUGAGACAGGCCAUAGUGGAAGAGGGCAACGAGUGCGUCAUCAAUGGAAUCAAGGUCCAAAUCAAGCCGCACACGAACAAGGAGACCAAGGAAGAGGUACUUACAGACUUGUUCGUGGCCUGGGGAAGACAGGCGGAGAAGCAGAAUCCGCUGUCAGAGCAGACAAUUGCUAAGUACUUCGACACCAGGCACAAAGAAAUAACCGGCGGAUGGAAGGCAGCCGAAGAGGAGAAGCUCCGCGCAGAAGAGCAGGAGCGUCGGCAGCAGGAGCAAGUCCUCAGAGAGAGGACGGAGCAGCGACGGCGCUACGAAGAACAGCAAGAGCAACUCCGCCGGCAGCAGGAGGCAAGCGCGGGGACAGAAUCGAUAAACAGAGGAUUGUGGCCAGUGCUGUGA
Messenger RNA from Symbiodinium sp. CCMP2592, 3336 nucleotides. The record is from the annotation of a GenBank genome assembly. NCBI's taxonomy places the organism in Eukaryota, Dinophyceae, Suessiales, Symbiodiniaceae.